AUGCUUCAAGCAUCGCCUCGGCGCAAGAACAAUGUAAGUGCUGCAAGUCGGUCGGGUCGACUUGGAAGAUGUCCCACUGAUUACCAUCCUCGGGACCCUGGGGUUGGGCGAGGUUCGGGGGCUACGCCAUGUCUAAUGUUAACUUCAUUAAGCUGCGCUCAGUGCUACGCGCAAGCACUGACAAUUUCGACAAGCAGAGAGCAGAGCAUGAGCUCCAGUACGGGGAAACUGACGUCCGGCUGCCUAGUCGGUGCGCGCCCGCACCGACCGUCGGGCGGCUCCAGUCAAGUCGCCGGCAUGCAAGUCAAACUCCACACGGCGGUCUCACGGCAGCAACACCUGCAUCAUAGGCAGACGGACAGACCUAAACGUGGGUUUCCCGGCCUUUCCCGGCGGACCAUCAAUACAAUGCAAAUGCCAAGGUUGAGGUCCCUCAGUCUGUGCUCUCCCGAGUCAGGCACAGGCAUUAUCUCGGAAUCUAGCGCUUGGUGGUCCUCUAGGCGGAUUUUGAUACAAAUACGUGUCUGCACCCUCGCUCGGAAGCUUGACUGUAUUGCUUCCUUAGUCCAGUCUAGCCUACAGGCUCACGUUCACUCGUUUCUAAUCUCGACCACACUCAUUUUAUCCCUACCAUACAGCACAUCUGCGAACAUGCGAGGAACUUUGCUGUUCGCACUCCUCGCAGCCACCACCGCCGCUCUUCCAACAUCUCAGGCGAACAUGCCCGGCAGCAUCGCCAACGUUGGCGCAAAUAAAGCGCCCUCACGGUCCGGCGCCGCACCCCGAAAGAAGCCGGCUGGCAUAUCAUGGGCGCUCACCUUUGGCAAAAAGCGCGCCGUCUGA
Messenger RNA from Purpureocillium lilacinum, 843 nucleotides. NCBI's taxonomy places the organism in Eukaryota, Fungi, Ascomycota, Sordariomycetes, Hypocreales, Ophiocordycipitaceae. The record is from RefSeq and is a predicted model, not a curated record.